This is a messenger RNA of Acanthaster planci (crown-of-thorns starfish), 1203 nucleotides long. RefSeq names its product transcription initiation factor TFIID subunit 4-like. Lineage: Eukaryota; Metazoa; Echinodermata; Asteroidea; Valvatida; Acanthasteridae. The record is from RefSeq and is a predicted model, not a curated record.
AUGGACGACGGGUGGCUGCCCCGCUUGCUGGCGGCUAUNUCCGGGGCAAAGCCCUCUCAGAGUCCUGGGGUGGGCCGGCGAGCCGACAGACGGCAGGCCCGAGGCGUCCGGCCCGCUCGGCCGCAGGCAACCCUGAACAUCCGCCGGGAUCGCCGGGGCAAUCGUACCCCGACGAGAGACGCUCUCGAGAGCCGGGGUGCCUCGCCGACGCGUUUGCGGGUGGGGACGAGUCGGUUUUUACGCCCGAGUCGGGUCAAAACCGGAGAUCCGACCUUUUGCGGACCACCAAGUCCGAGGAAGAAAUCUUCAGCGGGCGCGCGCAACGCCGCCCGUCCGGCACCCACGGCGGGGCCGGCGCCGCCCGCUGCGAGACUCCGGCCUCAGGCCGGAAGCCCCGGUCCCUCCCCGCCCCGCGGCAGGUGGGGCCACUCCCCCCAGAGCCCUCCUGCGGCGUACACCGCCAACCUGGGAUUUCAAGUCAGGUCGGGGGCGGCCCUCUCGGCCCGGCAGCCCGUCCCGGCGCUCGCCAGUGGGGCCGAGUCGGUUUUUGCGCCCGAGUCGGGUCGAAACCGGAGAUCCGACCUUUCGCGGACCACCAAGUCCGAGGAAGAUAUCUUCAGCGAGCGCCCGCGCAAGGCCGCCCGUCCGGCUCCAGCGGCGGGACCGGUCCCUCUCCGCCCCGCGGCCCGUCGCACCAGGGCAUUGGGACCGACUUGGCAACUCGCCACCCCGGCGCUGCUCCCCCCAGAGCCCUCCUGCGGCGUGCACCGCCAACCCAUGAUUUCAAGUCAGUUCUUGGCGGCCCUCUCGGCCUGGCAACCCGGCAGCUCAUCCCAGCGCUCGCUGGUGGGGCCGAGUCGGUUUUUGCACCCGAGUCGGGGCGAGACCGGAGAUGCCACCUUUGGUCGAACACCAAGUCCGGCGAAAAAAUCUUCAGCGGGCGCCCCCGCAACGCUGCCCGUCCGGGCACCCGCGGCGGGACCGGUCCCUGCCCGCCAAGCGGCCCGUCGCACCGGGGCAUUUGGACCGACUUGGCAACUCGCCACCCCGGCGCCGCUCCGCCAGAGCCCUCCUACGGGGUACACCGCCGACCCGGGAUUUCAAGUCCGUUCUUGGCGGCAGGCCCCCUCGGCCUCGCAACCCGGCAGCCGUUUUCAUGCACAGCAUCUAGGGAAAUACGGAAUGGUCAUUACUUGCAUUUGA